This is a messenger RNA of Penicillium cataractarum, 1662 nucleotides long. Its product is annotated as flavin-containing monooxygenase. The coding region runs from base 1 to 1662 and encodes 553 amino acids. The transcript is spliced from 5 exons. Gene Ontology annotation, molecular function: flavin adenine dinucleotide binding; NADP binding; N,N-dimethylaniline monooxygenase activity. NCBI's taxonomy places the organism in Eukaryota, Fungi, Ascomycota, Eurotiomycetes, Eurotiales, Aspergillaceae. The record is from RefSeq and is a predicted model, not a curated record.
AUGUCUAUCGAUACAGAUAUUCUGAUUAUUGGAGCUGGCCCAUCUGGCAUAGGCAUGGCCGUCCAGCUCGUACGCAACUUCGGGACACGAAACUUUGAAAUCAUUGAGAAGGCAUCCGAUAUUGGUGGAACGUGGUUUGUUAAUUCAUAUCCAGGCUGCGGAUGUGAUGUUCCAUCGCACUUUUAUUCUUUCUCCUUUGCUCUGAAUCCUUACUGGUCACGUAAAUUUGCUUUGCAGCCAGAGAUUCAUCAAUACUUUGAGUCUGUUGUCAGCCAGUACGAUAUUCGUCCUCAUGUGAGAUUCCACUCUGCUGUUGUAUUGGCCGAGUACGAUCCCGAUACGGCCAGCUGGAAAGUGGUCAUUGAAGACCAGAGAACCAAACGCAAAAUCCAAAAGCGCUGUAGGAUUCUAAUUUCGGCCGUUGGUGCCCUUUCGGUCCCAAAGAAAUGCGAUAUCCCCGGGGCCGAGAACUACAAAGGCCGACUUUUCCACUCAGCCAAGUGGGAGCACAGCUUCGAUUAUAAAGACAAAGAAGUGAUCUGUGUUGGAAACGGUUGUAGUGCCACACAGUUUGUGCCAGUUAUGAGUACCGGUCCAAACAAAGUCAGGAGAAUCACUCAAUUUUCCCGUCAGGCUCACUGGCUGUCUCAGAGACCGAACCCUGAAUACUCUUCCGGUUUUCAGUUCUUGAUGCGCUGGAAAGACUUUGCAGGCUUCCAUAUGCAAAAUGGCCAAAACCUCCGAAAUGAUUGGACAGCCGCUACUACAGAGUAUAUUCAAAAGAAUUGUCCAGCUAAAUAUCGGGACUUCCUAGUCCCAAACACCGUCAUUGGCUGUAAGCGUAGAGUUAUGGAUACGGACUAUCUUGCCUGCCUGCAUCGGAAGAACGUUGAACUAAUCUAUGAUGAUCCAAUCGACCAUAUCACCGAGAGUGGAAUCCUGACCAAGUCUGGUCGAGCGAUUGAUGCGGAUGCGAUCGUCCUCGCUAAUGGGUUCGAGACCCAGAAGCCAUUGUUCCCAAUGGAGAUCCGCGGGCAAAACGCGCAAGAUAUUUCCGAUCACUGGCUUGAGUUCGCAGAUGGCUCCCCUGAAGCAUACUUCGGAACAUGUCUGUCGGGGUUUCCAAACUUCUUCAUUCUGAUGGGGCCAAAUACACUUUCUGGACAUUUGUCUGUGCUUUAUACCACAGAAUGCCAGAUAAAUUUCAUUGUCCGGGUCAUCCGUCCGAUCUUGAAUGGGCUUAAUCGCUCAUUGCUGCCUUUUUUGCCUGGAAUUGAAUACCCUGAAUCCGUUGCUGUUACUCCGAUAGCGGAACGUAGGGACGUUUCUAUGACCGACCAUAAAGCGAAGCAGUUGGUCUGGGCCACUGGCUGCACUUCAUGGUUCAUUGAUCCCAGCACUGGGAGAAAUACCAUCAUGUUCCCAGAUUGGCAAUUCAAGUUUCACCUCCGCAGCAUCUUCAUCCAGUGGGCAGAUUUUGUUUACAAGAAAUCUCUCAGGAGAUCUCCUCGAGAGGCUGUAGUUGUUCCACAGUACCCACUCUUGGUUGCUGCUGGGAGCAUCGUGCUCGUUGGAACCCUGCUCGGGCUAUCCUCUUUGGGGAGCUUCAAGUCGUCGACACUGGCCGCCAUGAAACAGUAUGUCUCAGACCUUUUCCCGUGA